AUGUCACAUGAUCUUGAAUAUGAAUAUGAAAACGAAUCAUCUAUUGAUUCUGAACUGAUUUGUGCUGCUUGUUUAAAUCCAUUCAAUAAACCAACAAUAACAUCAUGUGGACAUAUAUUUUGUCUUUCUUGUAUUAAAUUAUGGUUAAAAAAAGAUUUAUCAUGUCCAAUAUGUCGUAAGAUAUUAAUAGAAAACAAUUUAAAACCUGUAACUAAUCAAAAUAUUCUUAAUAAGCUUGAUCAACUUCCAGUUAAAUGUACAUUAUGUCAACAAACACACAUAAAACGAAAACGUUUUGAUUAUCAUAAAGAUAAACGAUGUCAAAAAGUAAUUGUAUUGUGUUCAGCUGCUGAUAUGAAAUGCCCAUGGAAAGGACAACGAAUAGAUCUACGAUCUCAUGAAAUGAACUGUAGUUAUUGUUCAAAUCAAAAAUUAUCCAACCAUCAAGUUCAAGAAAAUGCAACAACAUCAAGUAAGUUAGAAUUCAAACAAAUAAUAAUAUUUUUAUUAAUAAAAUUAUGUUUAGAAUUGAUGAAUUCUCAUAGUUUAAAAAUUGAAAGUAUAAUUAAUCAAUAUCCACUUUAUUCUAAAAUCUCAUUAAGAAAUCAAUAUUUGACUGAUGAUGAUAUUCCAAUAGUUGUUAAUUUGGCAAUUAUAAAUAAAAAAUGUAAAAUUCUUGAUUUAGGACGUAAUCAAAUUAUUUCUCAAGGUGUUAUACAAAUUGCUGAAAGUUUAACAAAUAAUACGACAUUACAAAUGCUUUCUCUUCAUAAAAAUUCUCUAUCAGAAAUCAGCGUUCAAUAUCUUGCGGCAAAACUUUUAUUAAAUGAUUCAGCUCUUAAAUGGCUUGAUCUUGAAUCAACUGAUUUAACUGAUAAUAGUGCCGAAUAUUUGGCUAUAAUGCUCAGAACAAAUAGAUCCAUUACUGGUUUGUGGUUAUCAAAUAAUCGAAUAGGUUAUCAUGGUGUAGAAAUGUUAGCUUUGGCACUUAUUUAUUAUAAUAGAACUCUUAAAUAUUUAGAUCUGGAAAAUAAUCGAUUGAUAAAUGAUUCAUGCUUGAAUUAUCUUAUAGAUAUGCUUGAACAAAAUGGAUCAUUAAAAGAAGUUUAUUUAAACAAUUGUCAAUUGUCAAUGACAAGUAAAAUAAAACUUCAAACUAUAGCCGCCAAGAAACAAAAUUUUCGUCUGUUUCUUUGA
Rotaria sp. Silwood2 is the source of this 1197-nucleotide messenger RNA. NCBI's taxonomy places the organism in Eukaryota, Metazoa, Rotifera, Eurotatoria, Philodinida, Philodinidae. The record is from the annotation of a GenBank genome assembly.